This is a messenger RNA of Phragmites australis (common reed), 1414 nucleotides long. Its product is annotated as probable protein phosphatase 2C 59. The transcript has 8 exons. Gene Ontology annotation, cellular component: nucleus; cytosol. NCBI's taxonomy places the organism in Eukaryota, Viridiplantae, Streptophyta, Magnoliopsida, Poales, Poaceae. Gene Ontology annotation, molecular function: cation binding; protein serine/threonine phosphatase activity. The record is from RefSeq and is a predicted model, not a curated record. The coding region runs from base 274 to 1239 and encodes 321 amino acids. Gene Ontology annotation, biological process: protein dephosphorylation.
UACGCACCGGCAAUCUUCACAGCGCGGCCAUGCGGGCGACGACGAAGUCGGGGCCAGGGCAGGAGGACCACGAAACCAAAACCAACACGGGCGACGCGCCAAGAAAAGGUCGCGGGCGCGGCGGGAGGCGUCCACGAGCCCCCUCUCGCUUGCCGCCACGUGACCCCGCGCCACCGCCCAUCCAGCCCGUCCGCUCCGUCCUUUCAGGCGCACGAGCGCAGCGUUCGUGUCCUGCCUUGCCUUCCCUGCCUCUCCUCCUCCUCCUCAAUUUACAUGCAUGAGCGGCUCCUGGGGCCAUUGGUUCUUGCCUUGUCGUCGCUGUUGCCGUUUUGCUCCUGUCAGUGCCGAGACGAGGGAGAGGAUCUGUCGGCGGCGGCGGACUUGAUGGGGUUCGCUGGGGAAGGAUCGCCCGUCAGUGGCGGAGGCUUCAGUGAUAAUGGCAAGUUCAGCUAUGGGUAUGCAAGCUCUCCUGGGAAAAGAUCUUCCAUGGAGGACUUCUAUGAAACCAGAGUUGACGGUGUUGAUGGAGAGACGGUGGGAUUGUUUGGUGUUUUUGACGGUCACGGUGGAGCUCAAGCAGCGGAGUUUGUCAAGCAAAACCUUUUCACCAAUUUAAUCAAUCAUCCAAAGUUCUUUAGUGAUACCAAAUCUGCUAUUGCUGAAACUUACACUCACACGGACUCGGAGCUUCUGAAAGGUGAGACCAGCCAUAAUCGAGAUGCAGGGUCGACCGCUUCGACGGCUAUUCUUGUAGGUGAUCGCCUGGUGGUUGCAAAUGUUGGAGAUUCUAGGGCAGUCAUUUGUAGAGGAGGGGAUGCUAUAGCAGUGUCAAGAGACCACAAGCCAGAUCAGUCAGAUGAGAGACAGAGGAUAGAGGAAGCUGGAGGUUUUGUGAUGUGGGCUGGAACAUGGCGUGUAGGCGGUGUUCUUGCUGUUUCUCGAGCAUUUGGUGAUAAGCUUUUAAAGCAAUAUGUGGUGGCUGAUCCAGAGAUCAAGGAGGAGGUGGUAGACAGCUCGCUCGAGUUCCUCAUCCUCGCAAGCGAUGGGCUGUGGGACGUGGUGACCAACGAGGAAGCUGUAGCCAUGGUGAAGCCGAUAGUGGACUCGGAGCAGGCCGCCAAGAGGCUCCUCCUGGAGGCCUCCCAGAGGGGCAGCGCCGACAACAUCACCUGCGUCGUCGUCCGCUUCAUGGAGCAGCAGAACGGAGUGUGCCGUGCCACCAACGACCAGGCCUCGUGAUCAAAUGGACGUAGCUCAUCGCGUACUACGCAUGCCUGUCGCUCUUAGUCAGGGCCAAGUGUUGGCUUCACUACUUAGCCAUAUAAAUACAAGUAUACUUUGUUUUUAUGUUGAUGUUUCGUACUUGAGACAAGAUUAACCAAUUUUAUGUGUUCAAGUUUCGGGUUCGAAUGAA